GGCUUCGUAACGGUUGUAAAUAAAAUUGCUAACAGAUGAAAUUUAGUUCAUGCUCAAAACCGCGUUGCGCGCCUCAUAUCAUCAACGCACGCAGUAUUCCAUCCAACUUUGUGAGUCGAUUUAUUCGCGCUUCGUUGUUUCAAACGCAUAAAAUAAAACGAAAUGAACGAGACCGACGAUGUCGUCCUGUUGGAGCGCGAGGAAGUCGAAGCGACAAUGAAUAGCAUCUUUCAAGACCUGAACAUCACCGCCAAGGACAUGGAGAUUUCUUUGGGCGCCGAAAAGGGCGACGGUUACCUGAGUUUCCUCACCAGGGUAGACGUAACUACUGAAGACGGUAAAGAGUUGCAUGUUGUGAUUAAAUGCGCACCGCGAAGCGAAGCGGUUCGCAAAUUCGUGCCGAUCCAUGACGCCUACAUGCGCGAGAUUCACAUCUACGAAGUGAUAAUGCCCGAAUUUGAAAGAUUCCAAAGAGAGCAUGGUGUUCCACACCCGUUUAAUAAUAUUCCGAAAUGUUUGAAGACCCAAUCUACAGAGGGUAAAGAAUUGCUUGUAUUGGAAAACAUUCGUACGAAGGGUUUCCAGUUGUGGAACCGAAUGAAACCGAUGGAUCUGCAGCAUAUCGAGUUGGUCUUCAAAACGUAUGGCAAACUACACGCGAUUUCAUACGCGAUGCAACAGCAAGAACCCGAGGUCUACGAUAAAUUCACCGAUAACUUGUUUGAAAUCUUCAGUCCGGACAAAUUUGACCCCGGUAUGGCUGCGAUGAUACAGUUAUUGUCAACUAAACUCCAGGAAACAUUCGAAAAUGACGCCGAACACACAGAGAUAUACGAAAAACUCACCCGAUUCAAGGAUGGCGGUCUCAUGGAGUUCUGGAAGUCAAUUGGCACCAAUCUUGGAAAUCAUCCAGUACUUCGCCAUGGCGAUUGCUGGGUUAAUAACAUGAUGUUUAAAUACGAAGACGCUGACGAUGCAACCAAACCAACCGAUAUUUGUUUACUGGACUUUCAAUUGGCACGCACUGGUUCACCGGUGCUGGAUUUAUCUUACUUUUUGUAUGUCAGCGCACCGAAACACCUUCUUGAUAAACUGGACGACCUCUUGAUUAUCUACUACGACAGUUUGAUAGACGCUAUGAGAAGUAUGAACUGUGAUAUGGAUAAAGCAAUGAGUUUUGAAGAGUUGAAAAUCGAAUGGAAAGAAUUCGCGCGUUUUGGUUUUCUGAUGUCGAUGAUGAUCAGCAAGGCGAUGAUGAUGGAGAAGGAUGAAGUGAUCGACUUCCGGGAUGUUACCGAGGACAACCUUGACGAGCUCAUGCAUCGGCAAGGCAAACACGAAAAUGUUGUCAAACAAAAACUGAAGGAUCUAUCGAUCCACAUGCAUGAAUAUGAUUUCCUUCAGUAAAUUUUUAAUUUUUAAUAUUUUAGAAUCGUCAUUCUGUGUUGUGCUUCUAUUAAUAUGUUGUAUCAUCUGAUUUUAAAAUACUGUAGAGAAAUAAAUAAAUAAAAAAGUUCAAAUUAA
This is a messenger RNA of Dalotia coriaria, 1524 nucleotides long. RefSeq lists its product as uncharacterized. The transcript has a single exon. Bases 163 to 1407 code for a protein of 414 amino acids. The record is from RefSeq and is a predicted model, not a curated record. NCBI's taxonomy places the organism in Eukaryota, Metazoa, Arthropoda, Insecta, Coleoptera, Staphylinidae.